UUCAUCAGACUCCAGUGCACUCAGGGAAUGUAAGAAGUGGACGAGAAAGAACAAAUACAAAUAAAAUGUCUAACAACGAAAAUACAGCUGAUUCCAUGAUCAUCUCCCUUGUUAAGACAACAGACAAGUCAAAGGAACACUUCAUCUUAAAUGCUGGCGAAAACGACUAUGAAUGUGAAGUGUGUGGUAAACGUUGCAGUAAUGGUACAAAGCUGAAGGCGCAUAUGAGAUCACAUAUUGAUAAAAAGACUUUCAACAUAUUUCAAUGUGAUAUAUGUAAUAAGAGGCUGAGUACAAAUCAUGGUUUAAAAAGACACAUCCUAUCACACACUGGUUAUACACCUUAUAAAUGUAAAGUUUGUGGUAAAGAGUGUAGUCAAAGUUUUAACUUAUUGCAACACAUGAAAUUGCAUACUGGUGAUAAACCUUUUAAAUGUGAUUUAUGUGGUAAAGAGUUUAGGCAGAAUGGUAAUUUACAGAGACACAUGAGAACACACACUGGUUAUACACCUUAUAAAUGUAAAGUGUGUGGUAAAGAGUUUAGUAAAAAAUGUAGCUUAUUGCAACACAUGAAAUUUCAUACAGAUGAUAAACCAUAUCAGUGUGAUGUAUGUGGUAAAGAGUUUAGGCAGAAUGGUAAUUUACAAACACACACGAGAACUCAUACUGGAGAUAAACCUUAUAAAUGUGAUUUAUGUGAAAAAGUUUUUAUGCAAUUAAGUGGUUUACAGAGACACACGACAAUACACACUGGUAAUAAACCUUUUAAAUGUGAUUCAUGUGAGAGAGAAUUUAGUUCUGUACAGAGCAUGAGGACCCAUAUGAGAACACACACCGGUGAUAAACCUUAUAAAUGUGAUGUAUGUGGUAAAAGGUUUAGUCAUAGUGGUAGCUUACAGAGACACAGUACUUUGCAUACUGGUGACAAAAAGUAUAAAUGUGACGAAUGCAGUAAAACUUACCCUAAUAGUCAUAGCUUACAGAUACACAUGAGAAUACACACUGGUGAUAAACCUUAUAAAUGUGAUGUAUGUGGUAAAGGAUUUAGUAGUGUACAUAUCAUAAGGACCCAUAUGAGAAUACUCACUGGUGAUAAACCUUUUAACUGUGAUGUAUGUGGAAGAGGAUUUAGUCAGUUUAUGAAUUCACAGACACAUAUAUGUAAUAAACCACAUUAGGACAUGUAGGAUAUGAUGCAUGAAAAAAUGCUGAGAAAGAACUUAUGCCACAU
Messenger RNA from Mytilus californianus (California mussel), 1231 nucleotides. RefSeq names its product zinc finger protein 239-like. Gene Ontology annotation, molecular function: DNA-binding transcription factor activity, RNA polymerase II-specific; RNA polymerase II cis-regulatory region sequence-specific DNA binding. The record is from RefSeq and is a predicted model, not a curated record. Lineage: Eukaryota; Metazoa; Mollusca; Bivalvia; Mytilida; Mytilidae. Gene Ontology annotation, cellular component: nucleus. Gene Ontology annotation, biological process: regulation of transcription by RNA polymerase II. The coding region runs from base 66 to 1178 and encodes 370 amino acids. The transcript has a single exon.